UCAAAACAUAUCAUCAAAAAGGUUUUUUUCAAACUUUAAGAGGUCAAAGAGGUGGGCAUGGGCCCCAUGAAAGAGGUGGGAAUGGGCCCCGUCAGGGAACUGUUGUAUCUAAUGAAGUCCGGGCCAUCGUCAUUGACUGUGUGGUAAACAGAGGCCUUACCAUGGCAGUCUGCCAAAUUAUUUCACCCCAAUCUGAAAAGAUCAACUGCCAAUUUGAUCAUGAGAACAUUUCGCCAAGAAAACCGGUAAGACUGCAGGAUAUGCACUAUGCUUUACCAUUACAUUUACAGUAAAUGACAUUAUAAUGCAUGUCAAUUCACAAAACAUGUUACAGUAUUCUUACAGUAUGAUCUAUUGACAGUAUACUCUGUUCUAUCCUCAGAAAUGACAGAAAACCCAAUGGUGGUGGCCAUGGCCGUGUGCUGACUGACCAGUAGGAGUGGGCAGUGGUGGAAAUGGCGAGGGCCAGGAAUGACAUACGGCUGUCUGAAAUAAAGCAGGCCAUUGAGGAGAACAAUGACAACUUUGCCAAUGUGGCAUCCAUCAGCCUAACAACAAUCGGCCACAUUUUGAAGAGGCACCAGGUAUCUAUGAAAAACAUUUACCUUGUGCCUUUUGAGAGAAACAACGCCUGGGUGAAACAACUGAGGGACGAGUAUGUUUAGGUACAGCACUAUACUGUUACUAUUUGAUGCACAUGCUACUUCACAAUAUAAUGUUGGAACUAUACUGUAAAAAUAACAAAUCACAAUAUAUAUUUAGAGGGUGAUGGUGCUUGAUGCUGCUGUGAACAAUCACAAGUAUAUCUUUGUUGAUGAAGCAGGCUUCAACCUGGCCAAAACUCGGCUCCGUGGGCGGAACCUCAUCAGCCAACGGGCGACCGUCCAAGUGCCUGAACAACGUGGGGGAAACAUCUCCAUGUGUGCAGCUAUCUCUGAAGAUGGUGUGUGAGAAGUCCUUCUCUGACCCAAAGACCAUGCCACCACCAGCUUCCCCAAACUGUCCCCCCCUCUACAGCCUCCACCCCCGCCGUACAGAUGUCAGUAAACCCGGGCGGUCGGAGGCUGAAACAGUGGCUAGUAGAGCAGAUCCAGAGCGGCCAGUACCCGGGGCUGCUCUGGGAGGACGACAGCCGUACCAUGUUCCGCAUCCCCUGGAAACAUGCUGGGAAGCAGGAUUACAACCAGGAGGUCGACGCCUCUAUCUUCAAAGCCUGGGCUGUGUUUAAGGGUAAGUUUAAGGAGGGGGAGAAGGCUGAGCCUGCUACAUGGAAGACCAGGCUGCGGUGUGCCCUCAAUAAGAGCCCCGACUUCGAGGAGGUGGGAGACAGGUCCCAGCUGGACAUCUCUGAGCCCUACAAGGUGUACCGUAUCGUCCCCGAGGAGGAGCAGAAGACAGGUAAAAGUGCAGCAGCAGCUUUGACAUCUAGCUCUGGUGACAUUACUGACAUGGACUGCAGCUCUGCAGACCUGGAGGAGCUCAUCAAAGAGGUGAAACAGUCUUCCAGUGAUGAGUACCUGGGUAUCAUCAAGAGGAGCCACUCUCCCCAGGAGGAUGGCUGUAGGAUGCAGCCCAGCCCAGAGUACUGGUCCCAGGGCAGUGUCAGUGUCUUCCCGGGGCAUCAAGAUCCCUCGCCGAUGGGUUCUUUCAAUGCCGCCUUCUCUCAGAUGAUCAUCAACUUCUUCUACGGUGGGAAGCUGAUGGACAGCGUGGUGACCUCUCACGCUGAUGGCUGUCGUAUCUCUCCGGGUCAGCCUCCCUUGGUCCAGCACAGGUCCCCCUACGGUCUCCCAGACAGCCUGCAGAACGUACGUUUCCCCCCCGCUGAGCUCAUUGAGGCUGAGCGCCAACGCCAUGUCACCCGCAAGCUCCUGGGCCACCUGGAGAGGGGCGUGCUGGUCCGUGCCAACCGCGAGGGCAUCUUCAUCAAGAGGCUGUGCCAGAGCCGUGUGUUCUGGAGCCGGGCUGGGGGAUUGGGUCCCCACUACAGCCCUGGGGGGCCCUGCAAACUGGAGAGAGAUGCUGUGGUGAAGAUUUUUGACACAGGAAGGUUCUUCCAAGCUCUCCAGCUGUACCAGGAGGGCCAGCUUCCUGCCCCUGACCCCAUGGUGACCCUGUGUUUCGGGGAGGAGCUUCAUGACCUCAGCACAGCCAAGAGCAAACUUAUCAUCGUCCAGAUCACUCCAGUGAACUGCCAGCAGCUGUUGGAUGCAGUGAGCAUGCAUCGUUCCCAGUACAGCAGUCCUAACCUGGAGAUCCAGUCAGAUGAGCUGCAGGCCGGGGAGCAGAUGGCCCGGAUCUACCAGGACCUGUGUAGCUACACCGCUCCCCAGAGGGCAGCCUGCUACAGGGACAACAUGCCCAUCACCGCCUGAACAGAGCACCUUCCUUCACUCCCCCUCAUUGAUAUAACAAGAAAGGACUGACAUGACAUAUGGUGAGAUAUGUCACUGACAUACACUUCAGCCUCUCACACCUCUUAGCCCUUGCUUACACCAUUCCAAUGCUUUUCGAUUCUUGAGAGCCAAUGAGCAAGUGCAUACUUUGAUUAAUGGAGAAAGAGAUGGGAUAGGGGAUCGGAGCAAAGCCAAUACUUUGCUUGGGUGUUACAGAGGCACUGUGUGUCAAGAAAGGGAAGUACUAUACAACCGUAUUACAAAUGGUGCUGUAAAGGUAUUACAAGGUUUACUCAUCAAAUUUACCACCCCAGUUAGUAUACCACGUUUUCCCCCAAUCCAGAAACAAACACAGUAAAAAUGUAAUAGAAUUCAGAAUAAGUAGUGGUUUGAACUAUUCUGUCUUGUAAACGUACUUUCAUUAAGGUUAUCACUAUGCAUCUUUAAAGAACGUGGUGAAUUUACUACAGCAGUAAAUUUGAUUGAAUAAACCCUGAAGUGUUGAAUGUUAUAUUAGAAUUUGUGUGUCUAUCGAUUGACUUGAUUUUGUGUGAUUUGUUUGUCAGUUUUCUCACCUGCUUUUAAUGUAUUUUUUAUGAUGGAAAAUGUGAUUGAUAUUCAAUCCAAUACUCCAUACUGCUCAUCAAAUCAAAGUGUAUAAACAUUUAACAUUUUUAAAUCAAGGGCCAGUAUAACUGUAAAAGGAAGGCAGGACAUGUAGGUACCUGUACACCAGAUUACCUAUUUUCUUUAUAUGUAGAACAUCCUUAAAACAUUUAUAUUUUUCUAUUUGUACUGUAGAAACAUAUUUUUCUUAUACUGUAUGAGAGAUUUUAACAGCAACAUGAUUGCUUGGAUUGUAUUUGAUAUAGAUAGGUUUUACUAUCGUAUUCUGCCCACUGUUUUACUCUCUGUGAAUUCAUUUUUCAAACUUUGAAAUAAAUAUCAAACUUUUCAGUGAA
Coregonus clupeaformis (lake whitefish) is the source of this 3358-nucleotide messenger RNA. Its product is annotated as interferon regulatory factor 8-like. The coding region runs from base 1038 to 2375 and encodes 445 amino acids. Lineage: Eukaryota; Metazoa; Chordata; Actinopteri; Salmoniformes; Salmonidae. Gene Ontology annotation, biological process: immune system process; regulation of transcription by RNA polymerase II. Gene Ontology annotation, molecular function: DNA-binding transcription factor activity, RNA polymerase II-specific; protein binding; RNA polymerase II cis-regulatory region sequence-specific DNA binding. The transcript is spliced from 10 exons. Gene Ontology annotation, cellular component: nucleus. The record is from RefSeq and is a predicted model, not a curated record.